AUGAUGGCCUCACAGCCGUCGCCACCAGCGGAUCCGCUACAGUUUCAAACUUCUGACGAUUGCAUUAGACAACCGAUUAUUAUCACAAUUUCGUCUUCUUCAUCACUGUCGACGUUACCAACGACGACAACAGCGAUUUCGACAACAGUUACCACAUCAACACCAACCACAGCGUCUGCAGUUGUUCCAGAUGAAUCAUCCAAAAACUGUAAACUGUAUGAGCUGAUUGCUAAUUCUGAUGAAGAAUCUGAACUGAAGAAACUCUGUGAUGAAGAGAUCGAUGUGGCCGUAUGUGGUACAUCGACAGUUAAUUCUAAAAUUCCCGAUACAGUUCAAGAAACGUCUGUUUCGACCAGUAGCAGUUGUGGUUCAGUGCUGCAGAAUUCUAUUCUGCGCAAUAGGGGUGGACGGAAAAAGCAUGAUGAAGAUAGAUAUGAGACAAAGAGUGAUUCACAUUUUCAUCCGUACGCAAAUCCGUCAUCGCCGCAGCCUGUAAUCCACAGGUCAGUGGUCAAAAGCUGUACAGACCUUCGCUCAACUGCACCAGUACUUUAUGAUUUACUUAGCGACGAUUGUGAUGUGGAAAACCGUGAUAGGAUUAACAGUGUCAGUCGUACAGUAUUGCCGGAGCCAAAUUUGAAUGUAUCAUUGGAAAACAACAAUUUACUUAGACCGUUAAGUGUUCAAAUGCCAUUUGUAUCGUCGCCUGGUCUACCAACUUUACCUGCAAUAAACCAGUUUCCUGCCUCGUAUAUUAGUACUCUUUUACAGCAAAAUUUAUUGCAAACCUACUCGUCAGUUAAUAUGCUGAAAACAACUCAAGCAGCAAACUACUUAGAGGAUUUGCCCUCUGUAACACCAAUUUUACCAUCUGUAUUGCGCGACGUUUUGGCAUUCGAUGACGAUACAAAAAAAGGCAAUGGCUUUUUUAAGUUUUCUCCUGCUUUAGUUGAACUGCCUCGGUAA
Messenger RNA from Enterobius vermicularis (human pinworm), 966 nucleotides. The record is from the annotation of a GenBank genome assembly. NCBI's taxonomy places the organism in Eukaryota, Metazoa, Nematoda, Chromadorea, Rhabditida, Oxyuridae.